AUGACAAUAGACAGAAGAAUUGUGGAUGAUGACGAGAUUGAAGAUGAAAACCUUACUACAGGUGCAGACAAGGUGUUUCAAAACUAUUUGAUGCCCGGGUUAGAGCUGUACGAUGCAAAAGUUACUAUAAAUCAUUGGCAACUGCGGGAUUGCAUCAAACCAGCAUCAAGAAACCAUAGCAAGCUGUAUUAUAUUUAUGAUCACUCCAUUAGAAUGCUUGAUACUUCAUCUUCGAAUGAGUUACAAACAAAAUCAAAAACUCAAGAUCCAAAUGUGAUACAUUCCACCAAGAAACCAAAGUAUCCGGUCACUACCAAUUGGAAAAGAAAACACAGACCGCUAAGAAAGAGCUCUAACUUCCCCUCUCAACAACUUGUAGAAUUUAAUUUUAAACCUAGAUCAUUCACUGAAUCGAAUGGAUUGACAGUAUGUGGCGGAUUAAUUGGUUCUGAUGAUAAGGGUUUUCCAACAAAUUGGAAUCGUUCACAUGACCAUGAUAGUGAUGAUUCAGCACCUGCCACAUUAGUCAAGAUAUCAAACGAUACUGUUCUUAAUGAUGAUAUUAAUUAUAGUAACUCUCAGAUUUGGAAGGGAAUUAUAUCCAUCUAUAAUGAAGAUACCAACGAAUCCAAGAGUCUCAUUAUGGGACAAUUCAUUAACAAUUGUGUUACAUUACAUCAGAAAUCUACUCAACAAUAUGAUCUCUUAACAUGUAACAACGAUGGACAUAUGUACCAAUGUGAUAUUAGUAAUCGAGAUGUGGAACUAGUAAGGAGAUAUUCCGAUUUGAACUUCCCAUUAAAUAAUGCUGCAUUAUCUCAUGACGGGAAAACCUUAAUAGUAUCUGGUGAUUCAAAUAGGGUUGCCAUAUACAAGCAAGAUCAAUUAAUUAACCGGUUCACACUUAACUAUUCACAUAAUUCCAAUUGGGGAACCUCAACAAACCCGUCUGUUGUUCAACUACCCAGCUAUUCCGUUCAUGAUAAUACUUCAAUGGUUGACAGUAAUAUUAUUGAAGCAGGGAAAGGUGAUCAUGGGUUUUAUAACUGUUUCUCAGAAAAUGAUAUGCUAUUUUCUACAUUAUUCCAAAAUGGUGUAUGCUUAAUAUACGAUGUGAGAAAUACAAGUACACCCCUGGCAGAAAUCUCCUCAACAAGACCAAAUUCACAUAACGGUGCAUUUAGAGUCUGUAGAUUCAGCUAUGGGUUAGACGACUUACUUUUCAUUUCGGAACAUCAAGGAAGAGUUCACGUGGUGGAUACAAGGAAUUUCAUCAAUCAUCAAGUCAUUUUAAUACCUGAUAAAUUGAAUACCGAACAGGAAUCCACUAUAACACCUGAUAUUCCACAAGUAGAUGUCUUACCAGGAAACACAACUAUGCAUUUUAGUUCCACACAUGAUCGUUAUCCAUUAAACUCUCAAUCAGAAGAAUAUGCUUCACGUAUACUGAACAAUGACUCUACUAGAUAUAACCGAGUUGGGUUAGAAUAUGGGAGAGGUCCAUAUUUGAGUCGUAGAGAUCAUACUACACCUCGAGAAAUGUCCACUUCCACUCCAAAGGAAAAUGAAGAACCGUGGAUUACUCCAGCAAGAUCAAUUCCCUUGGAAUUCUUAGAACCACAAAUAUUACCUUAUCCUGAAGUCAUUGAUAAAUAUUCCAACCAUGAAUUAUCAGAAUUACAAUAUUACGAAUAUUUCCAUCCAUAUGAAGGCGUGGAACACACGGCAAUUCGGAGAGCAUCAACAAGUGUCAUGAAUAGAAAUAAUACUUAUAAUGGUGAUGAAAGUGAUACCGAAGUACCUAUUCCAUUAAGAGCUCGUAGGCGCUCAUCAUUUAGGAUAAGAAGGGUUUCUACAUCAUCUAAUAGAUCAGAUGAAAUCGAUAGAAUUGAUCCUUUAAUACUAGAUCGUCAUGCUACAACAAGUCAAAAUAAUAUGAAUUAUAGGCGCCAUAGCAAUCCAAGUGUAGAUGCAGGAUGGGGGUAUGAACCUACCCCAGUGAGUGAUUCAUCAUCCGCGUUAUUGACAAUUAAUGGGAACAACGUUUUUGAAGAUGAUGAAAUUUAUGACAUUUAUAAUGACAUUAAUACGGGACAAGAUUCAUCUCCUGCAAGAACAAUAAGAAAUAACGUAAUAUUGAAUUAUUCCAACUCAACAUUCAUAGAAGAGAAUAACAUUUCAGGAAUCGAUUGGGUAGAAGAUGAAAAUGGAAGCGCUUUAGUUAUUGGGACGGAUUACGGUAUUAUGAAAUGGAAUAUUAAUUCUUGGGCUAGAAGAAGUUUUUCUAGCUAUGAUUUUUGCUAA
Naumovozyma castellii is the source of this 2304-nucleotide messenger RNA. RefSeq names its product Gid11p (gene GID11). NCBI's taxonomy places the organism in Eukaryota, Fungi, Ascomycota, Saccharomycetes, Saccharomycetales, Saccharomycetaceae. The record is from RefSeq and is a predicted model, not a curated record. The transcript has a single exon. Bases 1 to 2304 code for a protein of 767 amino acids.